CAAUGGCUUGCAAAAUGUUGAAAAGGUUUAAUUUAAACAUUUUAACUUAUCAUGUUAUUGUUAUUAUUAUUUGUUUAUUUAGCAGAUGCCUUUAUCCAAGGCGACUUACAGAGACUAGGGUGUGUGAACUGUGCAUCAGCUGCAGAGUCACUUACAACUACGUCUCACCCGAAAGACGGAGCACAAGGAGGUUAAGUGACUUGCUCAUGGUCACACAAUGAGUCAGUGGCUGAGGUGGGAUUUAAACCGGGGACCUCCUGGUUACAAGCCCUUUUCUUUAACCACUUUAACCACUGGACCACACAGCCUCCCAUGUUGUGACAGAGAGCGAAUUAAUCCUAGUCAACAAUCUCCCUCCCGACCUGUGAGGGCGCUGUGUAACAGGAACAGUGUGUUCCGAACUGGAUGGUUUGACAAUUCAUUCCAGGGUCAGUUGGAAGUCGGCCAUCCAGAAAGGGGGCGGGGUCACAGUACCAGAAGUCAUGGAUGUUACUGCACUGUCCACGUUGCUGGAAGCGCUGAACCAGAGACAGGUGGCUGCGGAGAGCAAGAGAGAAGAGAGGUACACUGCGCUGAUCGAGAGGAUCAGCAUCAGAAACGCACACCAAAUACCAACAGGACCCAUGAUGGCGCCCCCUAAAGCGCUGGCACAGAAGAUGACAACAGAGGAUGACCUGGAGGGAUACCUCGCCUUUGAAUGGUUGGCUACUGCCAUGUCAUGGCCUCGGCAAUACUGGGCUAGGCAGCUGGGCACUUGCUUACUCAGGGAAGCCCAAGUAGCUUACCAGGCCAUGACCUAGGAAGAGACCAGCCAGUACGACCUGGUCAAGCAGGCCAUCCUCUGGCAUCUUAACAUCACGGGGGAAACGUAUGGGGUGCAUAGUGGGGGUGGUGGAAAGGCUACCACACCCAGUAAUUCUAGGCCAGGACUGACCGUACAGGUGAAUGUGGCAGAAAAACAAGGGGAAACGAUUGGUGAGAUCUUUCCCUUACAAGCUGACUUCCCUUUUUUAUCCUAGAAAAACUAAGAAAGAGACAGAUCUAAAAAUGGGAAAGAGCAUCACUGAAACGAUGCAGGGGUCUGGUGUGAGAGGGCUCGGAUGGUAUCAAAAGGCACUCAAAGGGAGUCAGUAUGCAGCGUGACUGUGAGGACGAGGUUACUGGGCCAUCCAGGGCAGAUACUCCGGGCCCUCUCAAUAUACUGGAUGUGUGGGACCGAAGCACAGACCGCUUGGGGGCAGGUCCGGUCAAUUGAAGAUAAGGAUGUUGAAGGUUCCCCAAUCUUAUCAGCCCGUGGUCAUGAGGCUGGCGCAUGAUAUCCCUUUUGCGGGGCACCUCGGAGCUGAUAAAACAAGGGAGCGGAUAUUGGCUCGAUUUUAUUGGGUAGGUUUUCAUACUGAUGUGUCGAAAUAUGUAGCCACAUGUCAAGACUGCGCCCCGCCCCUUUGGUCCCACUGCCGAUUAUUUCCACCCCCUUUAAACGUAUUGCAAUGGACAUAGUGGAUCCUUUGCUACCUUCUGACUCCAAGUAUACACAUAUAUUAGUAGUGGUAAAUUAUGCAACGCGAUACCCGGAGGCAGUUCCAUUGAGGUCCACUAGUGCCGCUGCGAUAGCCAAAGAACUAGUGCAGAUUAUGUCGCGAGUAGAGAUCUCCAAAGAGGUACUGACUGAUCAUAGAAUUAACUUUUUGUCUAAUACGUUACAGCAAGUAUAUAAAAUAUUAAAAAUACGUCCCAUCAGGACAUCUGUUUAUCAUCCACAGUCGGACGGUUUGGUGGAACGUUUUAAUCAGACCCUAAAGCAGAUUUCAACAGGGUUCUCCCCCUUCGAGCUCUUGUACGGCUGACAGCCUCGCGGCAUCCUCAAUCUGUUGAGAGAGGGGUCCUACUCCGAGAUCGCCUGGAUUUGGUCAUCGUUUGGCCAAGGACAUCUAAAAUUGUCUCAGCACCGGCAACAGCAGCACUAAGUGGCAGGGGACAUAUGAGGUGAUUCGGGCUAUAGGGAAAGAAAAUUAUGAAAUUCAGCAGCCCGAUCACCGCAAUGAACAGGAAAUUUACCAUGUCAAUUUAUUAAAGCCCUGGCAGGCAAGGGAGGCCUUAUUUAUAGCCCCAGGCUAGGGACUCUGCAUAGAGUCCCAUAGCACACAGAGCAUUCCAAUGGGGGAACAGUUACUUCCAGAUGAGAAACGAGAUCUGAUGUGCCCGGCAGAACUAACCUUGUUGAGCAUGCUAUUAUCACUCCCCCAGGUAUCACGGUUCGGGAGAGACCUUACCGGAUCCUGGAAAGUUGACGAAGUGGCAUUAGCAAAGAGGUGCGGCUGAUGCUUGAACUUGGGGUGAUUGAACCUUCCAGGAGCGAGUGGUGCAGUCCAAUUGUGAUAGCGGCCAAAAAAGACAGUACCAACCGCUUCUGCGAAUAUUUCCGCAAGGUAAACGCUAUUGCCAAGUUCGAUGCAUACCCCAUGCCUCGGGUCGACAAGCUUCUAGACAGACUGGGAACGGCGAGGUUCAUCUCAACUUUGGAUCUGACAAAGGAAUAUUGGCAGAUCCCCUUAACCUGCAGAUCACGUGAGAAAAUCGCAUUUUCAACUCCUGAUGGUCUGUUUCAUUUCAUAACCAUGCCGCCUGGGCUACAUGUGUGCCCGCUGCCUUUCAGAGACUGAUGGACCAGGUCUUACGCCCACAUCAUGAGUAUGCAGCAGCACAUAUUGACGAUGCGGUUAUUUACAGCUCCACCUGCCAAGAGCAUAUGGCUAGGCUCACAGCCGUCUUGCAAUCUCUGAGGGUAGCCUGGCUGACAGCCAACUUGGGUAAAUGUGCAUUCGCCAAACUAGAAAUGCAAUUUUUGGGAUUUAUUAUGGGACAUGGGCAGGUGAAACCCGUCGCACCAGAGUCCUGUUCAUUUUUUUUUUACUGUGUAUGAUGUAUUAAGCAUUUCUCUGUAUUUGAAGUAUUAUGGAUUUUCUUGUUGUUACUGCAUCUUGUAAAGCGCUUGGUGAUGGUGGUCCACUAUGAAAGGCGCUAUAUAAAAUAAAGAUUGAAUAUUACUUAUAAUCCAGGGCUGGCAAUGGAAUGUGGAACAAGCAAUGUGAUUGGUCAAGCAAGGUUCCAGCUGUCCGUAUAUUGGAUGGAUACAGACAGUUGGAGCCUUGUCACAUAUUCAAAAUCACUGCACUGCCUCGCAGAAUGUGAAGUACUGUAUUCCUUUGAGACGCCCUCGAAUUUAAGAUGCAACCCUAAUUUACCACCCUCAAUUUGAGAAAAAAAUAACAUCAAAUAGAUAUGCAUUUACAAAGAUACAACCUCAAUUAUGCUGUUAUAUCGUACACAACUGACACGAAACAAUGUCGUUGUAGAUUAACCAUGGAUCUUGUUUAUUGUGCUGCAUACUAUAAUACUUAAGAUAGCGUCUCUGUCGUACGCACACCCCUCACUCACUUACAGCAUCACGCACCCUGGCACAAGCAAAAUGACACAACACUCCACUACACCAGGCAACAUGUAACCCAGCAACCACAACAGCACUGAUCGCAUUGCAAACACAACAGUCACAACGGUAUGCACAAUACCAACAGAACAUAACCUACUCAUGGAGAUUACUCACACCUGUUUUUCUCCCAGUUUGUGAACUGUGGUAUUGCUUGGCAUGUCGAAAAAUAUGGGGGUCUGAUCAGCAUUCCGAUCUGUCCAAGCUGGUACUGUUUGUUGAAACAACACUGACAUUGUAAAAGUUUAUCUUGGAAUUCCUCAGGAAGCUAUCAUUGUACAUGCCUGUAUGUCAUGGAAGAUUCGAGAUCGGGCAGUAAUGCUUUGAUUCAUCUUUUCUUGGCAGUCAGUCACGUUGCUGCUUGUGAAUUCGGGUAGUGAUGUCUUUGUUCAUUUUUUCUCAGCAGUGUUGCUUGUGUGUUCAGGCAGUGACGUCUUUGUUAGUUUUUUCUUGGCAGUAAGUCACGUUGCUGCUUGUGUAUUCGGGUAUUCAUUUUAAUACACGCAUCAUUACUGUACUUGAAUUUAAGAUGCAGGAUAUUUUUGAGAAGCAAACAAUUGUUAAAAAAGUGUGUCUUAAAUUCAAAGGAAUACGGUACUGGUAGCCAUCCUGUCUACAGUUACAGAUGUACAGUAACUAUAAAACUGACCAAUUACCAGCAAACAAAUCCCAGAGGUAAGUAGACAUGCCGAUAUGUAUGAAGAACAAUUCAAUGAACUGGAAGAUAGCAAAACAGGGAAAAAAUCACUGUCUUUCAGGACUGGCUGAAACAAAAAACACAUUGUAUCAACUGUGGAAAAUCCACAUCUUAAGAAAAUCUUUAUAAAAUACUAAGGGAUUUCUAUGGAAAUGUAAGGAAUGCCCAUGGAGAAGAAUAUAACAUUUCAAACUACAUUAGUCUAAAUGAAAACAAAACUGGGGAAUCUGUCAAUAUAUACACUCGCCCCGACUUCAAAUAAUGUCUUUUUAGCGGUUUGUAAAUGCUAGAGAAAAACACAAAAACACAUAUCUGCACAUUAUCUACCCCUCUCUGACACAGACCUGAAAAAUGACUGAAAUCCGAGACGUCAUUAUUAUUAUUAUUUUAAUGCCAUUCUGCUGAAACAACAGCUCAACUCCGCCUCCUGGUGGAUCUUUUCAAUGGCAAUGUACAAUUCACACAACACCCCGAGGCGUCCGUAUAUGUGAUGUAUACGGCACCCUGUCGGGCCUUAUUGCAUACAUAUACAGCAUAUAGAGAAUUCUGCCCCACGCUUCUGAUUUGACAGUAUGGGACACUGAGACCAUUGUGGCUCUGAGGCAGGAAGCAGGCUGCAGUGUGAAGCAUAGCAAAUACUGAGCCAAGAUGACAGACAACAGGACCCCGUUUUUACAGAUCAGAUUGAUGUUUGCUGUUUUGUUUCCGCAGAGGGGGGGUCAAAGGGCCGAGGUUUGGAGGGGGGGCAGGGGGAUGUGCCAGCCAUCGUGGUGGAGGACUCCAGGGGGCAGCGCAAGUCCUCGAUCGAGGGGUCCGAGCCCCCCAAGACCUCCCUGCAGACCACCCGCCUCGUCACCGCCAUCGUGCUGCUGUAUGCGGGGCUGGCAGGAGUGCCCCUGCUGGUUGUCUCCAUUGUCUCAGUGCAGUCUCAUUCUCAGUCUGCCUUCACCGCUCCCUGCUGUUGGGAGGCGGUACUGCUCUGGUCGUCUCUGCUGCAGACCCUGCCCCUCCCCCUCCUGGUCUGGGGGUGUGAGCGGGUACCGACCCAAAGCCCGGCCCAUGUGGGAACGCUGCCUCCGAGCCCUGUCCCAGGACAGCACAGAGGAACCAGGGAGAUGCCUUGACGACCUGGAUUCUGUCGCCAUGGUUUCCAGAUCUGCAGAGACGAAGCGAGCCACGCUAUUCACUAUGGAGAGAGGGACAGGGAAACCAUUUCUACCUAAUCACAGCACAGCAUUGCAAAGCAGAGUGCAUUAUCUGCAGGUCCCUGCCAAUAGGAGGCACUCUCACGAUGACAGUGAUUCCUGGAGUCACACCCCCUCCAACUCCCUGCUUCCUCGUUGGUCUUCCUCCGAUGACAUCGUCAGCAACCGACACCGGCUACCUGUGGGGAGCGGGGCCUUGUCCUUACAUCACUUCCUGGAGAUGCUCCCGCCCCCAGAUGCACAGAGGUGUAUUGAGAGUAUGAAGGAAGCCACCUCCCCCUGCUUCUCCAGACAGGAAGUGAUGCGCUUCAUUGACCAGGAUGACCUCUUCAUGGCCCAACGAUGUCACCACAGCAACCAAGCCCGGAGAGCGUCACUUGCCGUUGUCAUGACAACACCCACCCUAACCUGCUCCGAGCGCACUCACAGGGGGCGCAGACAGCGGCCUGCGAGGAGAGCCUCCCUCAGCGGACCCAAUAGCCAGAACCUCAGGGAGCUGCACUGCGGAGAACACAGAGACUGGGACUGAACCAGCCAGUGUGUGUGUGUGUGUGUGUGUCUGUGUGUGUGUGUCAGUGUAUGUGUGUGUAUGUGUGUGUGCAUGUGUGUGUCAGUGUAUGUGUGUGUAUAUGUGUGUCAGUGUGUGUGUAUGUGUGUCAGUGUGUGUAUGUGUGUCAGUGUAUGUGUGUGUAUGUGUGUGUGCGUGUGUGUGCAUGUAUGUGUGUCAGUGUGUGUGUGUCAGUGUAUGUGUGUGUAUAUGUGUGUCAGUGUGUGUAUGUGUGUCAGUGUAUGUGUGUGUAUGUGUGUGCAUGUAUGUGUGUCAGUGUGUAUGUGUGUCAGUGUGUGUGUCAGUGUGUAUGUGUGUCAGUGGGGGUGUGUGUGUCAGUGUGUGUGUAUGCGUGUGCAUGUUUCUGUGUUACUUAAUAUUAAAUAGUGUUUAUAGAACAAAGCUUCAAGUGUCAUUUUUUGUGCAAAGAUUUAUUUACUUUUAGAGACUCCAGUCUGUGCUUUUUGACAACUCUGCUUCAUCUCACUGUGCUUCACCUCACUGCUUCAUCUCACUGUGCUUCACCUCAGUGCUUC
Molecule: messenger RNA, 6472 nt
Organism: Acipenser ruthenus (sterlet)
Lineage: Eukaryota; Metazoa; Chordata; Actinopteri; Acipenseriformes; Acipenseridae
Product: probable G-protein coupled receptor 162
Exons: 5
Coding region: 4833-5918 (361 amino acids)
Biological process (GO): G protein-coupled receptor signaling pathway
Cellular component (GO): membrane
Molecular function (GO): G protein-coupled receptor activity
Source: RefSeq, a predicted model, not a curated record